AUGAAAGUUGUGAUUUUAUUGUUUGAGAAAGAUCAAAACUCGAUAAUUCCAUGGUGUGGUGCUUUUCCUCAAACAACAGAUUUAAUUAAAAAAGAACUCCUUGAUUUUUCGAAACAAACCGCUGACAAACAAUCACUUCUUCAUUUUGCAGCUGCAUACAACAAUAUGGAAAUUUGUAGAUUUAUAUUGAAUUCUCCAGGAGUUGUUAAAAUUGAUCCUAAUUUGAGAGAUAAAAAUGGAAAAACAGCUCUGCAUUAUGCUGCAGAAAAUAACAGUGAAGCAAUCUCAUGGUUACUUAUUUCUCUUGGUGCCGAUAUAGAUGCAAAAGAUAGUAAAAAGAAAACUCCUCUUCAUUAUGCCGCGAAGAAUAACUGCAAGAAAAUUGCCACUUUUCUUAUUACACAUAAGGCUGAUAUUUUUGCAAGAGAUAAUAAAAACCAGACAGUUCUUCAUUUUGCAGCAGCUAACAAUAGUAAAGAAACAGCAGAAUGUCUUAUUUCCAAUGGAGCUCCAUUAGAUGAAAAAGACUCAAAUGGAUUUACAGCUGUACAUCAAGCUGUUAGGAAUAGUAGUAAAGAUGUAUUAUCUAUUCUUUUAUUGCAUGGUGCAGAAAUAAAUUCAAUAGAUAAUUAUGGAAAGACAGCUCUUCAUCAUGCAGUUUCAAACAAAAACAAAGAACUUGUAUCGAUAUUACUAUCAAACAAAGUAGAUCCAAAUAUAAAGGAUAAAAACGACAAGACUGCACUGCAGAUUGCAAGAGACAAUAAAAGCAAGGGAAUAAUUGAACUUCUUGCCCCUCUAACUACAGAAGAAAAUGAAGCGAAAGAAACUACUCAUAACAAUGUUAUUGGGAAUAUUGAAUCAAGUUCUAAUGGAUCUGCUGAGAUUUCUUAUACUCUAGAUAAGUCAACACCUCAGAAAUCUACCUUUUUCAACUCACUUAGCAAUGAAUCAGCAACACCUUCUCAAAAUUCUCCAUUCAAGAAUAUAAUGAACAAGCAUCCAGCGACGCCCGCCCAAAUUUCUCCAUUUAGUGGUAUAAAGAACAUUCAAUCAACACAACCUCCUCAGCAAACUGCAUUAGACGGUCCUAUGAUCAGUCAGCAAGCAACAUCAAUUCAAGGUGUUGUAAAGCUCAAUCAACAAACUACAAAAAUUAAUCAAUCUACAUCACCAUUUCAACAUCCUUGGAAAAUAAAUCAAUCAGAAACUCACAUUCAACAAUCUCCAAGGAUCAGUCAACCAGAAACUUCUUUACAACAAACCACAAGAACUAAUCAACCAACACAAGUUCAACAAACUCCAAGAACUAAUCAACCAACACAAGUUCAACAAACUCCAAGAACUAAUCAACCAGCACAAGUUCAACAAACUCUAAGAACUAAUCAACCAGCACAAGUUCAACAAACUCCAAGAACCAAUCAACCAGCACAAGUUCAACAAACUCCAAGAACUAAUCAACCAACACAAGUUCAACAAACUCCAAGAACCAAUCAACCAACACAAGUUCAACAAACUCCAAGAACCAAUCAACCAGCACAAGUUCAACCAAAACUAAUAGCUAAUAAAUCAGCACAAGUUUUACCACCACCACCACCAAUAGCUAAUAAACCAGCACCUGUUCAGCAAAUUCCAAGGAAUCAUCAACCAACGCCUCUUCAACAAACUCCUAUAGCUAAUCAACCCACACAUGUUCAACAAACCCUCAGAACCAAUCAACCAACACAAGUUCAACAAACUCCAAGAACCAAUCAACCAACACAAGUUCAACAAACUCCAAGAACUAAUCAACCAACACAAGUUCAACAAACUCCAAGAACUAAUCAACCAACACAAGUUCAACAAACUCCAAGAACUAAUCAACCAACACAAGUUCAACAAACUCCAAGAACCAAUCAACCAACACAAGUUCAACAAACUCCAAGAACCAAUCAACCAGCACAAGUUCAACAAACUCCAAGAACUAAUCAACCAACACAAGUUCAACAAACUCCAAGAACUAAUCAACCAGCACAAGUUCAACAAACUCCAAGAACCAAUCAACCAGCACAAGUUCAACAAACUCCAAGAACUAAUCAACCAACACAAGUUCAACAAGUUGCAAGAACUAAUCAACCAGCACAAGUUCAACAAACUCCAAGAACUAAUCAACCAGCACAAGUUCAACAAACUCCUAUAGCUAAUCAACCCACACAUGUUCAACAAACCCUCAGAACCAAUCAACCAACACCUGGUCAACAAACCGCAAGAAUUAAUUUACCAUUGCCUCCUAAGCCUGCAACUUUACAGCCAAUUCCAAGUCCUUCUAAAUAUAAAGAUGGCAAAACACCUCUGCAUAUUGCUGCUAAGAAUAAUAAUAAAGAUAAAGCGGAGUUUCUUAUUUCUCAGGGUGCCGAAAUCAGUGCAAAAGAUUUCGAAUCCGGAAAAACACCUCUUCAUUAUGCCGCCGAGAACAAUAGUGUGGAUGUUAUUGAUGUUCUUCUUUCUCAUAGCGCUAAUAUCAAUGGAAAAGAUAAAGAUGGGAGAAACGCACUUCAUUUAGCUGCCAUGAAUAAUAAGAAAGAAGCAGCAGAACUCCUCAUUUUCCGCGGAGCAAAUGUCAAUGCUAAAGACAACAACGGAUUCACUCCUCUUCAUUUUGCGGCACAAAACCCAAGAAAGGCCAUUGCUGAAGCUCUAAUUGCUAAUGGAGCUCACCUCAAUGCCAAGGAUAAAGAAGGCCAUAUACUACUCCAUUACGCUGUUCUCAAUAAUAGAAAAGCCACAUCAGAGUUGUUAAUAGAGAAUGGUUCCAAAAUUAAUAUGAAGGACAAAGAUGGAAAGACUCCAGUUCACUUUGCAGCUGAAAACAAUCGAAAAGGAACCGAAAAACUCCUCAAAUCAUAUGGUGGCAAUUUUAAUAUUCAGGAUAACAAUGGUUAUACUGCUCAAGAUUACUCUACACCACCACCUCCCAGAUACUAUUCUCAAUAUAAUCAGAGAACUAGUAGCAACAAUGAUCCAUGUCGAAUCUCCUAA
Molecule: messenger RNA, 3018 nt
Organism: Trichomonas vaginalis G3
Lineage: Eukaryota; Parabasalia; Trichomonadida; Trichomonadidae
Product: ankyrin repeat-containing protein DDB G0279043 family
Exons: 1
Coding region: 1-3018 (1005 amino acids)
Cellular component (GO): cytoplasm; nucleus
Molecular function (GO): protein binding
Source: RefSeq, a predicted model, not a curated record